This is a messenger RNA of Adineta ricciae, 315 nucleotides long. The record is from the annotation of a GenBank genome assembly. NCBI's taxonomy places the organism in Eukaryota, Metazoa, Rotifera, Eurotatoria, Adinetida, Adinetidae.
AUGGAUCUCGUUCGAAAUAUUGUCGAAAGUGUGUUAAAUAGAAAGAGAUACAAUGAACAAAUGGCCGAUCAAUGGACUCAACAGAUCAUUCACUCGUGUCAGCAAUCGCUAACCGACAUUCAACAAUCCUUUCGAACAAUAGUUAGUGCAGUGAUCGUUCCAAAGAAGAUCGAUAAUGUUCAUAUGGGCAAUGGUUGUCUGUGGGAUUUUGGGAUUGACGGAAGUACGAUAGUUGAAUGGGAAAAUGAAUGGAUGUAUUGUGUGGUAUCGAUAUUUGCAAUAUCACCGUUUGUAACUGUGCAACAAGUCAAUUGA